Molecule: messenger RNA, 2405 nt
Organism: Ctenocephalides felis (cat flea)
Lineage: Eukaryota; Metazoa; Arthropoda; Insecta; Siphonaptera; Pulicidae
Exons: 7
Coding region: 1-2115 (704 amino acids)
Source: RefSeq, a predicted model, not a curated record
AUGAAUACAUUACAGCAAUCCAAAGAGGAGAAAAUCUCGGCCGAAUAUUCACUGCGAAGGUUAUGCUCUACAUAUGGCGAAUCGGAAGAACCAAGAAAUCAGGCAGGCAUUGCGUCGGAUGAACCAGUGAAGUUGACUCUCGCGGAUAAUAAUGCCGACGAAUGCCUAUCGACGCGAAACCUUGCAAAAGGCGAAUGUCGUCUAGAUGUCGAUUCAGAGACACCCUUUUCAUCACCGGAUGUUUGGAAAGAUUUGAUUCUACAUCAGAGUUUUUUCGACGAAGACGACUGCCUCAAGACGAAGCGUUGGAAACCAAGACUCUUGUUAGAAGAAAUUUCCGCUUUUGAUGUGGAACAGCUCAAAAAUGUUGCAGCGGAUGACAAGAGAUCGAUAUUGCCAUCAAGAGAUUUAAAACAGGAUUUUGAUCAUUCUAAGAACAUAUGCACAUCAGAUUUAGAUGAUAGUAAAAUUAAUGAUGUAAACCGAGAUUUAGCUGAACUACAAGAUCUGCCUUUUUUCGAUUUCAACACCAAAAUUAAUUCAGAUGUAGAUUUUUUCCUAUCGUUGCCGGAACUUGAUACAAAUAUUGAAAACAGUAGUUUUGACUUUGAACAAAGCAAAAAGCCAGAAGGUAAAAGUUACGAAUAUGAAGAAAAAAAAGCGUUAGAACAAAAUUUCAAAUCACAGAACGAAGCAAGUUUUUCAGAAGAUCAAUUGAAAUUAGUACCAUAUGUAGAAAUACCAAUCAAUAAGCAGAUUACAUCAAAAAUAUCAAAUGUUAAAUUGAACUUUUCUUUGAAAAAUAUCGAUGAACUAACUAUUGAUUUGCCACAAAUCAUAUCGCAAACAUUUGGAAAUGUGCAGAAAACUGCAAAUCUUAUACCAGAAAAAGACGAAACAACAAUUUCAGAUAAACAACAAAAUUUUGCUAAUGAAGAUUUGUAUGAUCCAGAGAAGUUUGACCAAAUGCCAGGUCCUUGGCCCGUUGACCUACCAUUGCCUAUGCCUUGUUGGGGAAGAGAAACUGAUGCAAAGUUAGAUUUUUCAUCAGUAAUAGAAUAUGAGGCAUUUGCCAGCAGAGUAGAAAUGACGGAACAGAGAUUAUUGGAAGAGACCAACUAUGAUACUGUAGAUAACUUUUUACAAUUCAGCCAGGAAUAUAGAAAAAUGAGGGAUGCUUCCGGAACAAAUUAUGACCUGGAUAAAUUCUUCCGUGCUUAUACACCACCAGUGUCGAAACAACAUCAUACUUGCGUGAGUCUAGCCAUGGAACUGUUGAACAGAUUGAAGCCGUUACACCAAGCUUAUUCGAAACUGUCUGAGGCUGCAUAUUUGGUGAGUUGCGAAGAAGCCGUCGGCACCACGGAUGCGUCUCGCUAUAUACAAAAUUCUCCCGACCCAUCCAGGGCUCCAGGCGGCGCCUUAGAAAAAGAACACGUUAUGGUUGCUAUUCGUAUUUGCAUAAAUGGAAGAAAAGGUGUAGUCCUUUGUGAUCCAGGAUAUCACGUCGCAAGAGUAGUGACAGUAAUGGCUGAUGAAAAAUAUCCACAUACGGGUUGGUUUACACAAUGUGAUGAAGGGCCAGGUGGAAGCAAACGCGAAUAUUGCUAUGCUUAUAGCACUCAAUCUUCUCAUUAUGUUGAAUGGCAUGAACGACAACACAGAACUAUUAAAGAAGGAGGAACAACUACAAAUCUAGUGGUAUCUCUAGUAUAUGUGCAUAAACCUUAUUAUACUGCAGUGGAUGUGACAGUAAGGCGUAAUUUAGUAUACAACUUCCGUUCAUUACUGGCACGUGAUACCAAAGGUCAAGUUUUAGCUGGAUUAUAUUUCCUGGUUUCCGCUACAGAUUGCCCGGAAUUUACAUUAUUCUAUGAGCAAGCAUCAAUUAAAAGAAAAACAAAGUACAAGUUUUCGCAGUUUACAAAUCCAGAAGAGAUACCAGAGCAACUUCAACAUCAGAUCAAUGAGUGCAGUUCACAAUUAAGAAUGUCUAGUUCAGAGCUAACAAAGCUGCUAUCGUCAUUAUCAAGCAUAUUGAGCGAUCAAUCAUAUAUCCAACAGCUUCUCGAUAUCAACGAUACCAUCACUGAGAUGUCAGAAGUUGAAAAUUGAAAGUCAUCAACAAAUGCCAUGUCAUCAAAGAAUGGCACGUCAUAAAUAAUUUUAUUAAAUUCUUUUUAAAAUUUAUGUAUUAUUAAAUUGUAAUGUCUAAUGCUUCAUAUUAGUAUUAAGUUUUCAAAUUUUUAUGUUUUUUUUUGUAUUGUAUUAAUAGUUUACUUAUUUUUCUUAUUUUGAUAUACCUGGUAAUUUGUAACUUAUAAAGAAGCUUAAGCUCGUAUAAAACUAUCUUUAUAUUUAUCAAUGCUUAUGUAUUUUAAAACAAAAAUAAAAUGCUUUGAAAG